Messenger RNA from Emericellopsis cladophorae, 1506 nucleotides. RefSeq lists its product as uncharacterized. Gene Ontology annotation, molecular function: FAD binding. The coding region runs from base 1 to 1506 and encodes 501 amino acids. The record is from RefSeq and is a predicted model, not a curated record. Lineage: Eukaryota; Fungi; Ascomycota; Sordariomycetes; Hypocreales; Bionectriaceae. The transcript has 3 exons.
AUGCGCACAUCAUCCCUCCUAGCCGUCGCGGCCGCGUCGAUCCAGCAUGUCUAUGCUGCUCCGUACGACGCGGAGAUUGCCAGCGCCUUGCAGGGACGCCUCCGAAUCGGAGAUGCUGGCUUUACUUGUCGCGUGCUCGAGGCUGUUCUAGGCAGUGAAGUCGUCGUCACCUCUCAGGACUUGGAGUAUACCGCACAAGAACAGGCAAACUACUCCCCGACGUGCUGGUUGUCCGCGGCCUGCUUUGUUAGUCCCGAGGACAUUGACCAAGUCUCUGCGGCCGUUCGCAUUAUCGGUGCAUUGCAGACUCCCUUCUCGAUUCGUAGCGGUGGAAAGAACCUCAACCCAGGAUUCGCCAGUGUUGACGAAUCGGGCGUGUUGCUCAGCCUGGCCAAGCUCACCCGAUUGGAGUUGGCCGAGGACGAGGGCUCCCUCAACAUCGGACCAGGAGUGUUGUGGGACGAGGUGUAUGAUUUUGUCGUCCCCAAGGGCCUGGUUGUUGUCGGCAGUCGCUACAACAAAGUCGGCGUCCCGGGCUUCCUCCUCGGUGGCGGUAUCAGCUUCUACACCAACCAAUACGGUGUCGCCAUCGAUAACAUCAAGAGUUUCACAGUCGUCCUCGCGAGCGGCAAAGUGGCCGUGGCUAGCUCCUCCAAGCAUUGCGACUUGUACAGGGCUCUAAAGGGAGGCAACUCCAACUUCGGAGUCGUCGUCAACUUCGAACUCUACACCUACCCCCAUGAAACCCUCCACUGGCAGACCAGAGGAUACAACCCUGAAGAUGCCGGUGCGAUCCUGGAAGCCUACGCCGAAUUCCAACUCACCGGAAUGUCCGAUCCUCUUGCGCGCGUCGACAUGAACAUUUUCGGCGACCGACCCAUCAUCAUCAUGAUCUACAACGGCGGCGCGCCCCCGCCUGGUACCUUUGAUGCCUUCCUUCACCUCACGGUCCCCUUUGAAGAGCUCGUCCCACCCACCAGCGGCACUUACCUCGAGCUGCAAGCGAUCCAAGCAAUCCGCUUCGUCAAAGAGCACCCUCACAACUACGGCGAGACAUUCAGCCACACGAUCGACGGGACCUACAUGGCCGAGAUUGAGCAGCUGUUCUUGGAGCUCAUGGUCGAGCCCUCUAACACCUACGAAAACUUCUCGUUUCUCUGGGUACCCGUCGCCAUGCCGGCUUCCGUCGCCAGAGACGACAACGUACUGGGCAUUGAGCCCGUGGAGCAGCAGUGGCACGAGUGGAUGAUUGAGUGGGACAACGACGAGUACAACGACGCCAUGCUGGAACUGGGGCACAACAUCACGGCCGUGCUGACGGCUGCGACCGAGGAGGCGGGCACGCUGCUGCCGUACCUCUUCAUGAACACGGCCGGCGGUUCGCAGCCGGUGCUCCAGAGCUACGGAGAGGAGAAUGUCGCCUUCAUGAAGGCUGUGGCCAAGAGGUAUGACCCGACCGCGGUGUUCCAGAGGCAGUUCGGUGGUUGGUUGCUCCGAGAUCUUUAG